AUGAGCGCCGACCCAUCGCCUCAGCCGCCCUCCAAUCUCAAGCUCCUGUUGAUCGGCAACUCCAGCGUCGGCAAAUCCUCUCUUCUACUCCGGUUCACGGACGAUGACUUUCUCAGCGAGGAGGAAACCGCCGCCACCAUCGGCGUCGACUUCAAGGUUAAGAGCGUAGAAGUCGAUGGCCGAAGGUACAAGCUUAGCAUCUGGGACACUGCCGGCCAAGAACGGUUCCGAACCCUCACGUCGAGCUACUAUCGUGGAGCCCAGGGCGUCAUUCUCGUCUAUGAUGUCACACAGCGCAACACCUUUGACGAGCUGAUCAAGUGGUUCCGCGAGAUUGACACGUACUGUGCCGAGGACGUUGUCAAGAUCAUUGUCGGAAACAAGGUCGACAAGGUAACGUUGGUGGCGAUAAGGCGAGCUGACGAAUCUCAGGAGUUCACGCGCCAGGUUACAACCGAAGAGGGCCAGGCGUUCGCCGAUCGCAUGGGCACUCUCUUCAUGGAGUGCUCCGCGAAGACUCGGGUCGGUGUCAACGACGCCUUCCAGGUACUUGUGCGGCGGAUCCUGGAGACUCCGUCCCUUUGGACUCGGGGACCCCAGCCUGUCCGAACGCCGAACGUGCAGUUGCAGGAGGACGCCCCUGGUUACCUCAGCGGCUGUAGUUGUUAG
Trichosporon asahii var. asahii CBS 2479 is the source of this 669-nucleotide messenger RNA. RefSeq names its product putative Ras-related protein Rab-18. Bases 1 to 669 code for a protein of 222 amino acids. Gene Ontology annotation, molecular function: GTPase activity; GTP binding. NCBI's taxonomy places the organism in Eukaryota, Fungi, Basidiomycota, Tremellomycetes, Trichosporonales, Trichosporonaceae. The record is from RefSeq and is a predicted model, not a curated record. The transcript is spliced from 6 exons.